Molecule: messenger RNA, 6106 nt
Organism: Harpegnathos saltator (Jerdon's jumping ant)
Lineage: Eukaryota; Metazoa; Arthropoda; Insecta; Hymenoptera; Formicidae
Gene: HPS4
Product: Hermansky-Pudlak syndrome 4 protein
Exons: 12
Coding region: 467-3601 (1044 amino acids)
Biological process (GO): protein targeting; vesicle-mediated transport; melanosome assembly
Cellular component (GO): lysosomal membrane; cytoplasmic vesicle; BLOC-3 complex
Molecular function (GO): guanyl-nucleotide exchange factor activity; small GTPase binding
Source: RefSeq, a predicted model, not a curated record
AAGAUCAAUAUGGCGUCACCGGGUGUCAAGUUUCAAAAGACGCCAUAGCUCCGGGACGGUUACGGGCCCCGGGGGGUGGUCCCGGGUAGGCGAGGUGGAAGAGACGAAGGGAAAGAAUACCGUGACCGUGUGGAGGAAGGGGAGGAGAAGCACUUGUCGCGAUCAGGAUCAACUUUGUUGUCGUCGCUGAGAAAAAAUGGCAUACGGCGCGUUUCGUCACUGGUCGACGACGUCGCGAGGGUGGCGCGUUUCUAUCACGAGGAGACGAGGCGACGAAGAGACGCGGUGUUUCGACCGGAUGACGAAGAGUCGUGAAACAACGCCGACGACACGUUAAAAUCGAAGUAAAAUCAUCGAAGGGCACUCGUACACGCCACAACUUGAACCCACGGGCGAAAAAACGUCCAGACGAGGCGAGCCUAGACAGCGACUGGUUGGCGGGCUGUGCCCAACAUAAAUAACCACCAUGGCGAAGGAGAUGAUGAUAGUGUUCGUUUACGACACUGCCAAGUGUUGUAAAGAGGAGGAUGACCCUGCCGAGGCAGUCAUGUACUUUCAUCCGGCCUGGGUGUCCCUGACGCAGAGACUGGCCCUGGCGGGACAGCUGAUGGGUGUGUAUCAUUUUCUUUCAACGUCAUUCUCAGCUCCACGCUCCAUCACGUUGCAAGGUGGGAAGUUUGUGCUGGUGAAGCUCGGCCAAUACGUGCUGGCGGUGGGAACAGACAGGAACAUACAAGACUGGAUACUCGAGAGACGUGCGGACAUACUAGAGUCGUUGUUGAAGUUUUUUCACUGUGAUCUCGUCAAGAUACUGGAAUCCCUUAAUAAUGACCGGAAUAGAUUCACUGAAAAACUGUAUCAGAUGUUCGAGACCUACCUGCCAAUUCUGCAAUAUAGUGCCAAUCUAUUUUCGAACAUUCCCGUUAUUAAACUUCCAAAGAGUGCCAGCAACAUAUUCUUAGAGGCAAUCCAAAUGUUACAACAUUUUCAAGAAACAAACGGUGUUUUGGGUGGAGCGUUGUUCUACAAUAAUAAGAUAGUUGCUACACAGCUGGGUGCAGAUUUAACGAAACAAAUUGUCAUUACUGAUCCUUACAGGAUAAAGGCUCCCGCGGAAAAGGUGCCUACGGAAUUUCAUUUACCAGUCGGUGUUCAACUGCUGCAAGUGUACAUAGAACGGAAACAGCAUGAGAAACUGGUACAAGAAGCGAAUAACGAACGCUAUUAUCACUCAUACUUGGAUACCACGAUGAAAAAGAUUCCACAGAGGAAGAAUACGAUGCCACAAAAAGGAAGCAGCGCCAAGGAGCCUCCCGUCAGCAGCGCGUCCUCCGGCAUGAAGCGAGACACGUCGCGUAUCUUCACGGUGCUCGAAGAGGGUGAAGAAGGCGAACCGGCGAAUUGCAACGAUGAUCUGGCAAAGUACGUACCGUUGGUACCUCCGGCGAUCCACGACUCACCACCGCCAAUCAGACGCAAGCAACAGGAGGUCAAGCAACAAGAGCGUCCCAUCAAAGCACCCAUCAGCGCUACCGCUAACUCGCUCACGCCUAGCGUGUGCGCGACGCCAUUGAAGGACGUCAACCGGGUGUUGCACGACAUGGCCAUGCUCAUCUGCGGCGCGCCAGACGAAGACGAGGAUAGCGAAGAGAAAAAGGAGAACGAUCGCGGUGAUGGGAACGAGUGUAAGACGUCGACGAGUUCACUGCACAACCACGACGACGACGAUAUCCCCGACGUUGUCAAGGAAGCACUUAGAUAUAAACGUCUGAACAAGCUGAAGAAUGCCACAUCGAAAGAAAGGCUAAUGAAGAGGAAGGAUCUCGACAAAACGAGCGUCAGUUUACCAGAUCUAACGUCAAUCGACCCGUGCUCAGGCAGUUCUUCCAGAAUUUGCCUGCCAGAACUGAGCAAAACAUUAUCCAAAUUCGACGAAGUUUCUCCAGACUAUAAUUCAGACUCGCUUCACCGGAAACCACGCACUCGCAAAAACGAUAGACGGCAUUCGCGCACCAUCACCGAUCCUUGCUUUCCCGUGUUUCGAUACGAUGGUCUGCCAGUUUCGCAAUCUUUAUACGAACAGUACGUUGCUUCUCGCUACGAUCACGAGUUAUGCAAUGAUGAUGGUAACGGCAGUAUCUACGAACAUCGCAGUGAUAAACUGCCUAAAGAGCAGUUACGGGAAACGUUGUCGAACGACUUGAAUGCGAAAUCAUCAACAAUCAACAAGGGUUCGACGAUGAGAGAUGCUCAAGAAGUAUGCACGCCCGAGGAUGGAUGCGCUUACGGCCUCAGCAAAAGUCAGCAGCAACAGGAACAGUCCUGCCACAACAAUCAGAACAACAAAAACAACAGCAACAGAAGGUCGAUGAGGUUGCCGCUGAAGCCGAUAAAUCUAACGAACGAGGAAGAUCAUUGGGGAACGUGCAGUGGUUCGAAAUCGUGCAACUUGACGUAUCUGCGGAAGGAUGGGUUGGACGGUCUGCAACUUACCCCGUUGAUAUCGAAGCUCAGCGUGCUUGCACACGAACAACGUUGUUGGGGCCCUCGGGACAACACGCCGAGCGACAGCCGUCCGGACGCAGCCUGUGCAACCUUUGCCUCAGUUGCGCCUGCCACAACCUACAUUUCAACGGAGCAGCAGCAGCAUCUAACGGAACAGCAGCAGCAACAGCAGCAGUACCAAGUGGAACAGCAACACCAAAUGGAACAACAGCAACCUUUAGUGGAACAACAGCACGUAGCGAAACAGCAGCGGCUGAUGGGACAGCAGCAGCUGACAAGUCAUCCGCAACAAUUAAUAGGACAGCAGCAGCAGCAUCUGAUAGGACAGCAGCAUCUACCGGAACAACACCAUCCAACGGGGCUGCAACAUCUGACAGGGCAGCAACAACAAACAGUAGGACAACAAUAUUUAAUGGGGCAGCAGCUGCAGCAAAUGGCGGAGCAAGAGUUCGAGAGGACACCAGAUCCGAGCAACACGCAGACGAACAACAUCAACAACGACGACGAAACGAACAACGACCGUUCCACGGGCCACGCGGACGAAAGAAAUUUGUGCGCUCAGUCCACGAAUUUGACCCAGACCGAACUGUUCGUUUGUGGCCAGCAGAAUAUGGUGCUGGUGCUGUUAAUGGAGAACGGUACUGCGAACAACCCCGAGCUAAUACACGCCCUCUGGCAAACCUGCGUGAGCACCCUAGGGAAGCUCGAAACGCGGCUGCAACAGUGCCUGGAGCCGUUGCCGUCCACAGACAACAAAGAGCAGUACAGCAUUCUGAACGUGGACCCUCAGUGGGACACUAUUCAGAGAGCAGGUUUAUGGGGAAUCACCGAUCUAGAUAUCGUUUCCAGUCUCCACGACAGAUUCCUACGUUCCCGUCGCCAAACGAAUGGGUCGCAAUACUUAACGGAAUUAAUAAUCAGGAAAGAGGACUCGGUGAUUUACGGGAACCAAUGCGGGAGAAUGGAGGUGUUCUACCAGCAAACGGUGUCGCCGAGCAGCUUCGGGUCACUGCCAACUCCAGCGGACCUGAUGGGGAUAGUAGCCCUCAAGGCGAAACGUAGACUAGAGAGAGAUCACGGGAUCGUGCUGCUGUAAAACGGAAUUGUAUAUCACCUGCGUCACAGUGUAGCGUGCGCAGCGGAGAAUCCGUGUCACUUUUAACCCUCGUGUGAUCGUGAAAGGGAAAUAUCUCGCACACUCAACGCGGGUGAACUAUAUUUGCAGAGAAUAUAAAUCUUACGAUAUAUUUGCCGACAAUGUGUACUUCGCUGCUGACUAAGCUAGUAAUAAUAGCGCGUUUGUAUCUUUCUCAAUAUAAUUUGCGAUUGCAAAAUUUGAAAAUAUAAUUUCUCAAAAAUUCGAUUUAAAAGCACAACCUUUUUUUUUUAAGUAUGACUUUAUAAUAAUGAUGAUGCGUUAUAAUUGAGUAAUUGUUUGUUUCUCGCGAAAAGACGAAAAUCAAGUUCUUAUGAUGUUUUCAGCAAUAGAGUCCUUUUUAUCAGUAAAUGAUACACUGAUACAUUGUUCCAAAAUAGCUCCCGAAAGAAAAUUAUAUAAAUACAUAAUCACACGAGGGUUAAUUAUUUCUUUUUUCGAUACAACGCACGAUACGUUAUGUUUCCGGCCACCAUUUUGGGCACCAUUUUGUACAUAUUUUUCCACGCUUGCGAAUUUUAGUGCAGAUCACGUGCAUUAAUUAACGCGCAUUAAUUAAUUAUUCGUAUUAAUUAACGCGAAUUGCCGGCAUACAUUGUGAACGGAAAAACAUUCGUUCCACCGUGUGUUGAGAUGAUUUCAACGGCAAGAAAAAUACGGUUGACAGGAACGUUUUUCUACAUAUGUAUUUUUGUAAACACAAGAUAAUUCGCAGAAAAUUGGCCACAACAAGAGCUUUUGUAUUGUCGCCGAAGUCCCGGAUGGCACGGUAUUAUAUCUCAUGGAAAGUUUUUGUGUAAGCACGACAAGUGUACAUUCGUGCUGUCUCUGGGGUAUGUAACCUAGUAAAGUGUUUUUACCGUGUCACGGUUCGAGAAAUUUUCUACGAUAUAACUAAUCGUCGACAUCUCGAGAGUCAAUGCGUUUCCUCAUACAUAUGUAUCUCUACCGUUUCAAUCGCGUAGAUAGAUGUUACAGCUUACACUAUUUUGUAUUACGCAAGGUGUCCCAGAAUUGAGACGAAAAAACACACACACAAGGCCUUAUCUUUUCUGAAAUUCUAACGCCACUGAGUCUUGGACGUCUCUCUCGCCGUAUUGAAAACGUCGCGGCGCCAGUGAUUCUCGUAAUUUUAUGAAUAAAAAACGAAGCGUUUUGGGAGCGUCAUUCGUCACUUGAUCUUACAUUAAUCAAACUUUACCUUAAGGUUCGACUAGAAGAAUAUUGACCGUUGAAACUCGAGGGAACCGUCGAGGCACGGAAUAUGAAAAGUCAAAGGAUCGAGGGAUCACAGUAAACGAUGACAUCCGACGACGUUUUUGCCGGCAAAAGAAAUCGGUAAAAGAAACGAAACAAAAAUCAUCGAAUCUCGCGAGGAUCGCGAGUCACAUCUAAUUGUCCACCAAUUCUAGGACAUCUUGUAUAUAGUUGAUUAUUCUUUGUACAUACGUGUGUGUGCAUAUAACGAAUUAGUUUGUAAUUUAUUGUUUUGCGUCCAAGCAGGCGCUAUUUUAGGCCGUUCCGGUUUUAUUAGAGCGAUCGUAGCAGUGUUGAGCGAGAGAGAGAGAGAGAGAGAGAGUCGAAUGCACAGGUUGCGAAAAAUCAUCGAUAGACACAAGCAGGAACGAGGCGCGAUUCUCGGCGCGGAAAUAAGUCUGGCUGCGAUAUUCUUUUCUCUAUGAAGUCUUGUUUCCAAGAAAAGAAACCGAUCCUCAGGAUCCUUCUCGUCAACUCGAAUAAUGCGACAUCGUCGCGUGGUUGCCGCCAGAUUUAUCUCGAGCCAUUCGUCUCGCUUUGUUUCUGCAUGAGAAGCAUUCCCUCGUCCUGCAAUGGAAUUUUCACCUCGCUGCCCGGUGCAUUCACACGAGAAUAUCAGUAUUUCGAGGUCCGCGAAGGCGCUGCGUCCAGUAUUUCUAGUCGCCCGGAUUGCUUUUGUAGAAGCUGGGGAAGAAACGAACGAUCAUCGAUGAUAAUAAUACCGUAGGACACGAUGAUCAUAUCAUUUGUCCGCCGCGCCGUCGAUUUCUAUGUAAAACUUUAGCCAUUCUCCUGGCGCGACAUCGAGUCGCGCUUGUGUACUCGGCGCUACUUAAAUCCGCUCUUAAAGCCGUCGCGAUAAAUCUUUAGAGCGAAAAUGUCGACGAGCUCGCGCAAAAGUCACUCGCGCGAGGCGAGUUUUGUUGUCCUCUUCUUCUUUUCUUUAACUCUCACCAUUUUAUCACAGUAACGACGAUACGCGAACUGCAACCGCUUGUGUAAAUACACAUAUAUAUUGCACGGAUAAGGGGCUUUCUGGCGAGCGAAACCGAAUCGCGUGAUCGACGUCACCGCGCGCGCAUACCGCCGGGGUGAUCUCCUUUGUAUUUUACGUUUCAUAAAUCCUUCCAGGCUUUCGUUCGAGAGACGAAGUGUAAUAAAGAGCGAUUCGUUGCUUUUCGAGUAUCA